Molecule: messenger RNA, 900 nt
Organism: Zingiber officinale
Lineage: Eukaryota; Viridiplantae; Streptophyta; Magnoliopsida; Zingiberales; Zingiberaceae
Product: photosystem I assembly factor PSA3, chloroplastic-like
Exons: 3
Coding region: 1-840 (279 amino acids)
Biological process (GO): photosystem I assembly
Source: RefSeq, a predicted model, not a curated record
AUGGGGGCACCGGCCGCAACCCUUUCUUCGGUCCGCCUCUUCUCCUCCUUCCUGCCACCGACACCCUCCGCCCUCUUCCUGCCCUGCCGCCCCUUCGUCCGCUAUGGCUGCGCCGCUAGGCUCUCGGUCGUCGGCUACAUGGAGAGGAAGCCCAACUCCAUCUCCGGCUUCGCCAGUAAGUUGAUCGGGUCGCUCCCCAUAGUGGGCCUCUUCGCCCGCAUUCUGAGCGACGAGGGCGGCGUCGGCGAGGAUCUGAUCGACUUCGCUGAGUUCCGGCGACGAGUAGGGAAGAAAUGCAGCAUCAUGGAUUCCAGAGCCUUUUAUGAGUUCCAAGACCGCCGCGGAAGAGCAGGGGAUCCACUUUACGUUCUUAUGUGUUGCUGGUUGGCUGCACUUGGUGCCGGACUCUUGAAGUCGGAAGAGAUACUGGAAGGGGUAGCAAGGCUCCGCAUUUCGAAUGAUAUUGAAUUUGCGGAAGAGACUUUCUUUGCUAAAAUGACUGCUGCGAAGGAGAGGCGAGCCAAAAUGAAGAGUGUCGUUCCUGAAACUCCAAUGGAGAUUAGAGUCGAAAAAGCUUUGGAUGCAAUUUAUGUCUGCUGCUUUGGCAAUGAUGAUACAAUAGAAGAGGAGGACGAAAGAUUACUCUGCAAUAUGCUAAAUUCCGUUUUCCCUUCUAUUGGAAAAACAGAAAUAGAUAGAAUAGUUAGUUCUAUGGUAAAGGAAAUAGCUACAGGUGAGAGAACUAAUUAUCCAGAGCCAAAAUCUUUAUCAAAAGAGGCCAUAGAAAGGCAAAAGAAGGACCUUGAAUUUCUGCAACAGAAUAGAGAAAACUCCAGUUAACCUUGCUGUUGUAUCCAAAUUUCUUCAAUUAUUAAUAUAAAUUUAGUUUGCAUAUACCAA